AUGCAGUGUCCAUGCAGUGUGCAGUGUCCGAGCAGCGGGCUGUGUCCAGGCAGUAUCCAGGCAGCGGGCAGUGUCUGGGCAGCAGGCAGUGUCUGGGCAGUGUGCAGUGUCCAUGCAGUGUGCAGUGUCCGGGCAGCGGGCUAUGUCCAUGCAGUGUGCAGUGUCCAUGCAGUGUGCAGUGUCUGGGCAGCUGGCUAUGUCCAUGCAGUGUGCAGUGUCCAUGCAGUGUGCAGUGUCUGGGCAGCUGGCUGUGAACGUGCAGUGUGCUGGGUCCGGGCAGCGUGCAGUGUCCAUGCAGUGUGCAGUGUCCGGGCAGCUGGCUGUGUCCAUGCAGUGUGCAGCAUCUGUGCAGCGUGCUGUGUCUGGGCAGCAGGCAGUGUCCAUGAAGUGGGCAGUGUCCGUGCAGCGGGCUGUGUCCAUGCAGUGUGCAGUGUCCGGGCAGCGGGCUAUGUCCAUGCAGUGUGCAGUGUCUGGGCAGCAUGCAGUGUCCAUGCAGUGUGCAGUGUCCGAGCAGCGGGCUGUGUCCAGGCAGUAUCCAGGCAGCGGGCAGUGUCUGGGCAGCAGGCAGUGUCUGGGCAGUGUGCAGUGUCCAUGCAGUGUGCAGUGUCCGGGCAGCGGGCUAUGUCCAUGCAGUGUGCAGUGUCCGGGCAGCUGGCUGUGAACAUGCAGCGUGCAGUGUCUGUGCAGUGUGCAGUGUCCAUGCAGUGUGCAGUGUCCAUGCAGUGUGCAGUGUCUGGGCAGCUGGCUAUGUCCAUGCAGUGUGCAGUGUCCAUGCAGUGUGCAGUGUCUGGGCAGCUGGCUGUGAACGUGCAGUGUGCUGGGUCUGGGCAGCGUGCAGUGUCCAUGCAGUGUGCAGUGUCCGGGCAGCUGGCUGUGUCCAUGCAGUGUGCAGCAUCUGUGCAGCGUGCUGUGUCUGGGCAGCAGGCAGUGUCCAUGAAGUGGGCAGUGUCCGUGCAGCGGGCUGUGUCCAGGCAGUGGGCUGUGUCCGGGAAGUGGGCCGUGUCUGGGCAGUGGACUGUGUCCGGGCAGCGGGCUGUGUCUGGAGAGCAGACGGCGUCUGGGACUUAGGUCCCCUUGACUAGUGAAGCCGUUUCAGGAACUGCACUGAUGACCACACAGGCCAGUGUCCGGCCUAGCUGGGAGGUUCGUCACGGUUGCUGUGAGGGCGGCACCGGCCAUACAUGCAGAACUCUGCCUCUCCCACUCCUGCCCCGUCCUGUGGCCCAGGGUCCAGACACAUGGAGCUAGAGGUAGAGGGGCUGCCAAGCCGGGGAGACAGACAGGCCUCUCCACUGUCAGGACCACGGCUGACGCCUUCUCCCAGCGCUUCCCAGGAAUAUUUGGCCAGGAUCCCCAUUGUACUCCAGUUUGGGCCUUUCCCUGCCUCUGACUGGUACACUUGGACUGCCACCUGCAGGUUCGCUGCGCUGCCACCAGAGUGAACUUCCUGGUGUGAGGGUGGGUGUCAGUCAUGAGGCAGGUCCCUGGGCAGUCCUCACCAGUGGUGGAGGAACACUGGUUCUUUGCCUGGCCCCAGGGCGGGUCCAGUCUCUGUCCCUGGCCUGCACUGGCUUGGAGCAUGCUGGCCAUCUGCUUGGGAGGAGCCUGUCCACCACCGCCUGGUGCCUUCCCUCCCAUCCUUUUAAGGCCUCUCCUCCUCUGGGAAGCCUUCCCAAAUGUGGCAGGCUAUAGAGGAGCUGUGUCUUCCCUGCCCCAUGCCCUGAGGGUGGCAGUUCCAUCUCGACUCCUUGUGUUAAGGGUGUGCCUGGCAGCCUGAGGGGCGGGGAGUGGGACCAGGCAUUGCAGAGGACCCCAGCCUGGGUCUGAGCUGGAGCUGGAGUCACAGGGCGGCAGUGCCUAGCCCAGGCGUGCCACUGGCACACACCCAGGCCAUGCAGGCAGGGGUGGUGGCCACUGCUCUUCCACAUGUGUCCCCCUCAUGGCGGCCCUGCCGUGCUGCUGUGGGUGGGGUUUGGGUCUGCUGUCACCGCUUGGACCAGGACAUCGCCCCUGCCAUCAUGUUUGUGGAGCCCCGUGUGCACACAUGGGAGCGUCUGGACCAGCAGCACCUCCAGCACACAGGGCCAUUUCUUGGUGAAUCAGCAAGUCUGGGCUCUUGCCGUUUCUGGGUGAGCCCUGUGCUUGGACAGUUGUGAAUCAUUUGCUUGCCUCUUGAUUUGCGUCAAUCAAACCACAUGUGAAGAAUGCGGCAGUGAGCAGCACUCUGCCGGCAGCCUGGCUCCAGCGCAGGGCAGCUCGCCAGGGACCGCCUCAGAAGGCCAGCCUGCGUGGCCUGGUGGUCUGGGCUGCGGGCCUGGGGUGGCCUCGGCCCGUGGGGCUUCCGGCCGGCCCCCGCUUUCUUCCCCUGAACGCCGUCAGCUGCGGGAGGUGGGUGAGAUGGUAAUGAUAGCCUGGCAUAUGCUGGCUUCCUACGUGUAAUCCUGCGGUCGGCGGCACGUACUCGCAGCUCUGGGAAUGUUCAUGGUAGGAAGCUCAUCCUUGGAUCUGUCCUUCACACAAAAUCACUCUAGGACAGGCUCUUUGCAAAGAUUCCUUGUAAGAAAGGCCUAAUUAAAAAGGGAUGUCACAUGUCCCUCCCCUCCUUCAGACCAAGAGAAGCAGCACAGGGGGCGGGGGCGUGGCCCAGGGUCGUGCUGGGGGGGGACAACUGGGAGGAGGCUGGGCCGUGGGCCGGGUCAGGGAGGGGCCUCCACCUGGGACUUAGGAGCAACUUUUUCUGGAGCAACUUUGGGGAUGAGGCUGGCUCUCCAUCCAGUCACUGUGACAGCUCUGCUCUGUGCUGGGCUGGGAGAGCCCUGCCCUGGAGGGCCAGCUGGGAAAUAGGGUUCCUGGGGGACCCCCCCUUCGGUGGCUUGCUUUGCUUUGGUUAUUUUCGAGGUAAGCAAAUUAGGUUUUCAUUUUUCCUGUGUGGGUUACUUUUAUUGUUGCUGAAUUCGCUGUUGAAUGGAAGCUAUUGUCCUAGUCUCCGGGUCAGUCACGGCUGCGGCUGGGAGUUGAGAGGCCAGUGGCGCGCUGGCUCAUCUCUCAGUGGAGUCCAUAUGUGAUUUGCCCUAAAACUGGGAAGGACGUCAGGGCACGCUGGGUUCAUCCUGCCUUUUGGUAAGGGCCAGAAGUGUGUUUAGCUGUGACGGCCCCAGGGCAUUGUGGAAACUUAGGGGCCAAGACGUCCUCUGGCUUGAAAUUCUCUUUGAAUGGGCUGAGAGGGUGUCACCUUCCAUUGCUGAGCCCAGGUUUACGUUGGCAACAAAUAAUAAACAGCAAAGCUGAACGGUGUGACGCCUCAGUCCAAAUCUAGUGCCUUCGCUGGCUGUCUUUCAUUUCUUCAUCAGGGAAGAUUUCAAACAUUUACGAAAGCGAAAAGACAAUCGAGCACGGACUAGCCAACUCCAGCGGUGGCUGAGCAGGGCCAGGCCUGCCUCACUGUAUUGUUCACAGCAGUUCUAGCGGCCAUGCCGUGUCUUCUGAACACGCAGCCACGAUACGGUGGUCACAGCUUGCACACGUGAAUAUGUCAAUAUCUUCUGAACACGCAGGCACGAUACGGUGGUCACAGCUUGCACACAUGAAUACGUCAAUAUCUUCUGAACACGCAGCCACGAUACAGUGGUCACAGCUUGCACACAUGAAUACGUCAAUAUCUUCUGAACACGCAGCCACGAUACGGUGGUCACAGCUUGCACACAUGAAUACGUCAAUAUCUUCUGAACACGCAGCCACGAUACGGUGGUCACAGCUUGCACACAUGAAUACGUCAAUACCAUCAGAUAAUCAGGCAUCAUUUACAAUCCCCAUUGUCUCAAAAGCUUCCAGUCUCUUUCCUUUUUGUAUGUAGCUGUUGUUCAAAUAGCGGUUAAGGUCGGUCCCUGGGUUCUGAGGGGCCACUGUCACUGGGCUUCCUCCCGCUCCCUGCCAGUCUUUGUUGGGGAACUCGGCUCGUUGUCCUGUCUCGUGGCCACAGUGGAGCUCUCACGGCCUGUGUCCACUGGGGUGUGUUCAGCAGGUUCCUCCCCCGUCUCUUUCUGCUGGCCUGGUGGUCUCAGCUGGAGCCCGUGCCCGACCGGGGCUAGUUGGCAAGACUGUGGCAUGGGGGUGUGGACGUUUUUGUUUUUUGCUGAGUGAUGGGUGGGUAUUGAAGGUUGCUGUCUAGCUUCAUUCCUUCCUUCACGGGGGCUGCGGGGUGAUACUCCAAGAUGUUCAUUCCUUCUUCCUGAAUCAGGUAAAAGACUUUGUGGAGGGGAAGUGCCCCUCCUCAGCUCUUCAGCUCACACAGGGAAGGCUUUCUUUAUUUACUGUCUUUCAGAGGAAUGAGCUCAUGCUUUACAUCACCUGAAGGGUAACUAGUGCGUUUUGCUGCUUGCUUCUGCAGAUCAUUGUGAGCUGGUGGAUCUGAGUAUAUUCCAUGUCUUCUAAGCCUUUGCUGCUGUUACUCUCACUGACGUUCACCUUGUCCCCUUGGAGCCCUGUGGAGUUGGCCUUUGAGUCUUUUGGACACGACCUUUGCAGUCUGAUCACUUCCUUGCUUUGCUGCGACAAGACACCUUGUCACCUGGUACAAUUCCUGUCCCCAGAAUUUAUCUGAUUCCCUCAUCACAUCUGUAGAGUCUGUUUUACCAUCUGAGGUGAUGUAUGCCGAGCUUCUGGGAACGAGGAUGUGGACCCGGUGUGGGACAUUGUUCAGCCUUCCCGUGCUCCGCCCUCAGCCCUACAGUUCUGGUCAUGGCAGGCCACUCUCUGGCCAGGUCGCCAGGGCAGGAAGAAGCCCUUGCAGGAAUACAGGGACAGCUCGGGACAAGAGGCCCAGUGCUGAUGCCCGUCUAAGGGUCUAGGGAGGCACAGAGGUGAGCCCCUCUGCUGCUCUUGUCCCCUACAGCUGCCUGCCCUGCUCUGUCAGGGUCAGAGGGCAUCGCCUGGGCGCCCACAGCAGCAGGGCAGGGGUGCCUUGGGGGUGAGUGCAGAUGGCUGGCUGAGAGAGGUUCCAGUGCUGGGUUUGAUGUCAGGGUGGUCUUAUCUUUUUUAUUGUGGCCACUCUUGUGGAAAGUGACAUCUCAUUGUGAUUUUGAGUUACAUUUUCCAGAUGUUACCAGCAAAUGAUGGCAAGCGUCUUUGCACAUGCUCAUGGCCUGUCCUGCCUCUUCUUUAGCGAGAUGUCUGUUUAAAUGCUUUGCUCAUUUUAAAAUCAGGUUAUUUGCCUAUUGUUGUGGAGUUGUCGAAACCCCUUUAUAUUGUAAAUGAAGCUCCUUGGUCAGGUAAAUGAUUUGCAAACAUUGUUUUCCAUCCUUCAGGGAGUCCUGUCCUCUAAGUUCCCGGGUUGUUCAUUUCCACGGUGUCCUAUUUUGCCAUUUUGUUUUCUUUUGUUGCCUGUGUCUUGGUACCCUAUCAGACAUUUACUGGAUGGGAACGAUGAGGCCCUCCUCUUGGGGCUCCUGGCUUUUGGCUCCUGUCGAAUGUAAAUGCUAAAAGUCUUCUCGGGGCUGUUGGGAGAGAGGCAUCCUUUAUUGCCCAGCCAGCUUCCUGCAGCAUCUAAUGGCUACAUUCGCUUUUCCCACAGUUGUUUUUAAUUGAAUGUCCAUGGGAAAAUGGCCAAGUAAAUUGCAGGUUUGAGAGAGAGAGCUGGGCUUCUUUGUUGAUUUGUUUCUGAAACUGUGCUUUUUUGUCAUUACUGUGCAGGGUGUGUUGGACUCUGGUGCCAGGUUCUGAGUGUCCACUGAGAUGUGUAUUGGUCUUAUGAGUAUUGCAGCGUGAUAGUGGCUUGUCCCCAUCUAAACACCUGUUCCAAGGAAUUUUGACGGCUCUCUGUAGCUUCCAGGUGGACCUCUCCCCUGUGGACAGGUUAAUUAUGGGACAUGGAGCCAUCAGGGACUCUGAAUGUGGGACACACAUCCUGAGGAAAGAGGCCACGUCUUGGAAGGAUGUAGGUCGGGGUCCAGAAGUGAACUCUGACUCACCAGCUGCGCUGGCCUCAGCCGCCCAGGGUUUGUGUCUGUAAAAUGGGGAUGACUGCAGCAUCUACUGGAGAAUCCAGACAUCUGUGUCGGGGGAUGGGGGGCUCCAGGGAGAACGCCGGGGAAUCGGCUCCUGCAUCCUGAAGGCAGUCACCCGGAAGGAACAGGUGUUUUCAGAGUCAUCAGUUUCAUUGGAGUAUUCCUGGCUGCUCCAAACACAACAGCACUGAAACUUAGAACAUGUAAAGGAAAAACAUGCUAAGCUGGCUGGGCACGGUGGCUCACACCUGUGAUCCCAAGCCUGUGGUUAGGCCAAGGCGGGCAGAUCGCUUGAGCUCAGAAGGUCAAGAGCAGUCUGGGCAACAGGGCAAAACCCCUUCUCUACUAAAAGCACAAAAAUUAGCCGGGAGUGGUGCUGUGCACCUGUGAUCCCAGCUACCUGGGAGUCUGAGAUGGGAGGAUCACCUGAGCCCAAGAAGCCAAGGCUGCAGUGAGCCGUGAUUGCACCACUGCACUCCAGCCCGGGCAACUGGAGUGAGACCCUGUCUCAAAACAAAUACAAAAAAACAUACUGAGCCCCAACAUUGUUACUAGUUUUAAAUUCUGAAUUCUGCAUUUCUUUCAGCCCAGGUGAAUGAGAAAAGUCAAGGUUGUGUGACUGUCAGACAUACCCAGGUCUUUGAGUUGUGAGUAUUUUGGGGGAUUUAUUUGAUGUUGAUGCACGUAUUUCUCGUCUUCCUCAAUGAGGAACAGACACUGUAUUUUCUUUGCCCAGAGCUAGCCUACCAGUAUAUAAUUUGCUCUGUAUUGGGGUUUUUGGAGGUCUGUGCAUAUACUGGUCUGAAUGAAGAACACUUAGGCCUGCAGGUGCUGCUCAUAGUAACACCCCCGUCUGUCACAUCUGCCAACAGGUCGUCUUACUCCUUUCCAUUAAGUAGCUGGUUUAAUGAUUUCAGAAAUUCCAGGUAGUUUCCUGUUAGUGCGUGGAAGAAAUCACAGCUUUGUUUGGAACAAGGGAGCGGUUCACUUCCCAGGAACGUGAUAGUCACAGUCGUCCUGAUGAGGGUGUGAAUGUCUAGGCUUUUUAGCCCCCGGACUAUUUCAGCUUAUUCUGGAUUCUGUCUUUUUUUCUGAAACGGAGUCUCACUCUGUCACCCAGGCUGGAGUGCAGUGGCGUGAUCCUGGCUCACUGCAACCUCUGCCUCCCGAAUUCAAGCAAUUUUCCUGUCUCAGCCUCCCAAAUAGCUGGGACUACAGGUGUGCGCCACCAGGCCUGGCUAAUUUUUGUGUUUUUAGUAGAGAUGGGAUUUCCCCAUGUUGGGCAGGAUGGUCUCCAUCUCCUGACCUCGUGAUCCGCCUGCCUUUCUCCCAAAGUGCGGGGAUUACAGGCGUGAGCCGCCGCGCCCGGCCUGGAUUCUCAGUUUUAAAGGUGUUCUUUUCUCUAUCGCCUGCUUCGCUGUGUCUCUCUAAGAGAUUUCCUGGUUUUCUGUAUGUUGCCAGCUCUGCUGUUUCUCCUUUCCAGUUGAAUAGGUCCUGGUGCAGCUAAUGAGCAUCCCGGUGAGGCUGCAGCCCUGUUCCUUCGGCUUGCCCAGAAUCUGCCUUUUCACUGUAUCACCAACAGUGCUUUUCUGUUUCUAUCAUCCAUGCAUUUUUACACAUACGGAUGUGGACAGGCUGCAGGGUCCACAUGCGGCUCCAGUGCAGCCCGAGACAGAGCUGAUGGGAACUCUGGGUCCUCAGCCGCUGCCCUGGGGGUGGUCAGGCUCCUGAAAGCCUGGUGACAUCCUGAGCUCAUCCAGAGAUGAGCUCAAGGGCCCCCUGUGUGCAUCCGACUCUCUCCGAGUCGCCUGUUUUGUUUUGUGUGAGGACAUCAUUUGAGGGGAGAGGUGAGUCAGGUCCCUACACUGCACUUGUCUGCGAAGCCCUGACACGCGAUGAUGUGCAGUUAACGUGCUGGGAUCCGAGCCAGCCUUGGAUUGUGAGGACCAAAGCCAUCAUCACUGGCCUUGGAGCUCCGCUGUUGUGUGUGGAUGGUUUGUACUUUUCCCCUUGCGAGCGGCUUGGAAGAUUUGCCAUGUCUGUAAGUUGAAAUGACUUGAGUCAUCUUCCCUUAGAAGAAACUCAGCCUCUGAACAUGUGGUGAGUGGCACUCCUGGGCACGAGGUGACGCCACACAGGGUUUGCAGUGGCCAGCCCACUGGGGCAUGUGUAAGGACCCCUCCUCCAGGAGGCCAGUGGGGCAUCAUGCUCAUUCAGCGGGGAAAACUGAGGGUCUGAAGAAUGGAACCUGCAGAGAAUUCCCGCAGACUGGAAUGGAGUUUGGCACUGAGCUUGUGAUUUUUUUUAUUUGCGCAAUUCACCCAAUUCUCGGUGCUGAGCUCUCUCCUGAGGAAGUGGGAAUGUGUGCUGGAGAAAGUGAACUUGGUCCUCAGCAGGCUGGGAGGCCAACAGCGCUGGCGGCGCCCAGGCUCUUGGUAACAGGCACUGAGGCGACGCCUGCAGGAGUGACCCGGCCAGUGCCGGUAAGGCAGACCCAGCCUCUCCCUGGGCGCACAGAUGACAUGCAGUAUCUGCUAGGUGCCUAUGCACGUGCCCUUGUGUGUAGGAGGAAUGUGCGGGUGUCUGAAUUGGGGGAGGGUGCCUGCCUGGCUUCCAUCUGUGGGAAAUUAGGUUAGUGUGCACGUUCACCGUGUAUUCUCCUUCAACUUCUCAGUGAGAGCUGUCUAGAAUCAAGCUGUUGGAAGCUCCGCUACGGAAGGGAUGGGUCCUCAAGAUUUCUUGCCAGUGCUAGCAACCUUUCUUUAAAAGCCAGUGCGAUUCCAUUCUCCUGUCUAGCUGUUCCUUUGUUUCUUUCCAUUUUGGGGGAUGUGGAGGGGUGGAGACCCUAUGUAGGUCUCUGCUCUGAGGACAAGGCUUACUGGGGCCCUCCCAUGCCUUUGCCUAGCCCUGGUCCCUGGCCCCAAGGCCUCCUGGGUCCUGGCACCAUCCCCCUGGUGCCAGGGGUCCCCAGGUGGGCCUCUGCACAAAUCUUGCCUUUCUGACCCUGUUCUUGGUUAACGACUGAUAAAAGGGCAGAGAAGUUGAGUUGGCACCCCUGGAUCUCUGCAGUUUCCUGGGGAGUCCUGUUCCCUUUCCCAUCAAGCCCUUGUGAGGGGCUGUGUCCCUGACAGGAAAUGGGUGGUCCUGAGACCACCUGGUACCAUACCACCAGGGACCACCCUACCUUCCUGGGCCUGCAGGCUUCUAAUCACAGGGCGGGUUCUCCUGUCCCUCCAGGCGGUCUGACUGUAUUGCAGAAAUGCUUGGUUAAAGCCAUCACCGAGGAGGAAGUGUUUUGAUUCCUUCUUGUGAUAAGGCAGAGCUCAGGGAGAAAUCUGUUUACUUUCAUGAUGAGUAUCUUAUCCUUGAUUUGUGGCUUAUUUACUCAGCAUCUUUUCAAAAUCACACUUUAUCCUGAGAAAAUCUAGGCCCUAGUCUAAUCUCUGAUCUCUUGGAUCACUCUUCGCAGUGCGGUGUGGGCCCUGUUCCUUCCAGGAUGGGCCUGCCCAGGGCUGUCAGCGGGGCCUGGCCUGCCGGCUCCACCAUCCUGGCCACCAGCCCGAGCCUGGGCGCCGCCAGCGCUGUUGGCCUCCCAGCCUGCUGAGGACCAAGUUCACUUUCUCCAGCACACAUUCCCACUUCCUCAGGAGAGAGCUCAGCACCGAGAAUUGGAUGAAUUGCGCAAAUAAAAAAAAUCACAACCCAGUGAAUUUAAACCCCUCUCAAAACAUUUUCUGGUUAUUUUGAUAACUCUUUGACCUCAUGUGGACAACAGUUAGAGAAAUUCUGAUUUAUUCAAGGGUCGCCUGUAGCCAGGAGUGUGUGUUGUAAGCGCUUAGGAAGGGGCACUCGUGUUUAGACAGGAUGGUGUCUGAAAGACGGGUUUGGAGUGCGUGGGAUGGCGAUGCAGGAACUCCGAGGCCGGGAGCGACGGCUCGCAGCGGGCUCUGUGGGGAAACUGACCGGCUGGCUGGAGCAGUCUCUGUCCUCGAUGGGGGGAGAAGCCGGCGAGGGGACGGGGGCCUGCCCCAGUGCAGAGCUCUUCGUGAGGUCCUGGUCCAUGUGAUUCUAGUCCCCCUUGCUGUGGAGAAGGGCGUGACCUGGAGCAGGCCCCUCCUGCGGAGCCCUCUUGGCCCGCCUUGGCUCGAGCUCUGUCUCCUCGUGAGGAAGUGCCACCAAGCUGUGGUUUGACGUUUCCGGUCUGUGGCUAGUUUCUUGUGUGUACAACUCUCUAUAGCUGGGCUGAGUCCUUCCGGGAAGGUUUUUGCUACCUUCACUGGUCCUCAAGGGUUCGGGGAGUCCUGGCUGUCCACUGUUGCAUCCGGGGCCCCUGGGCAGCUACUGAGUGGUGCCCUGGGCCCUGGUGUUCCGCUGGGGACUAUCGGCCGCCUGUGCUGCUCGGACACCAUCGGCUUCCGUGGGAGGCUCUAUAUCAGAGCGAUGCCGUCUGUCUGGUGUCAUAUGGAUAUCCAUGGUCACGGGUUAGUGUUUACGAAGUGUAAUCACAGGCGCAGUGGAUGGGCACUUUCUGUGGGCUGGGCACCAUACUAGACCCUGGGAGUCAGGUUCCUCUCUCUCCCAAGUCAGAAACGGCGACUCCAGAUGUCAGGUCAUGGAUCCAGUGCCCCAGCAGUUGCAGAUGGCUAAGCGGCACCCCCCAGGCAGUGUACAGCUGCCACAGAGACCGUGUGGGCACUUACUCUCCCUCUGCACAUCUGUGAGCACCAGCCGCCCACAGCCACUGUGCCCAGGAUGCCCAGGGUGGUGUACGGAGAGAUGACCAGUGGCCCUGCUUUGUCCCCUGUGGCUUAGGGGAUCCCCAGUGGUUAGGGCUGGGGAGGCCACAGCACCUGGGUGUGGGAUAGGGUGCAAGUCCCAGGAGCUGUAGCGGCUGAGAGGAUGCCACGUAGGCACCGUCGGGCCUGGCUGAGUGAAGGAGUCCCUUCUACUUUGCAGGCUCACAGUCCCCUUUGGGCUACCUGGAAAUGGUGACAUUGGGAGGGUCCUGGGGGCAGAUGUGGAAUGUGGAGACAGAGGGAAGAAAGGUGGAUGUUAGCUGUGAGCCGCAGCAGAUGCUUUGGGUGUGUGGAAGCCAUGAUGAUUUCUUGGCCAGUGGUUUACAAGUUUCCAGAGGGAGCAAAGCUGUGUGCCAUGAAAUCGUGGACUCUUGCCUCUGGGCAUCUGCUCUGUAAUGGAGAGCCUCGUCUGUCCUCAGCAGCCCCUGAGGCCCCUCUGGAACAGGUGGUGUAGCAUGGCUAGCACAGAGCCAAGUGCCCCUGGGCAGGUGGUCUGAAUCUCUGCUGCAGGCAGGGUGGCUCUGAGGAGGUCACCAAGGGCCCGGUGGGCCAAGCCAGUGGCUUGCAGUGCAGGACAGUGAGGAUGGUCAGAAUCUCAGUGUGGGCUCCUGGGACCGUGGUCCCGGCCUGUGGGAGAGUCAGGGGCACGUACCUCACCUGGCGGCUCUGCUGCAGGAGGUUGGCCUGCCUGGAGCGUGGGUGCCCUGCCUCAGACCCUGCUGGGAUGCCAGCUCAGUGGUCUCCGGCAGACCUGUGUGGCUCCUGGCCCUGUGGUCUCAGCGGCCACUGGUAGCUGGCAGCCCCCCUGGAUGCCACAGUAGCCUUGUGAGGGCUUAGGGCUCUGUGUCUCCCUCCCUGUCCUUGGAGGGGGAGCUGGGCAAGGCAGGCCACAGCUGCCAUAUGGUUGGUAUGUGCGGGUGGACGGGCUGCUCUCUCUGGCCUUGCCUGGCCCCACCAAAAGGUCAGUACUGCACCCUGACCGGGGCACUGCCCACUCAGUGCCAGCCAGCCCACAGCAUGACUCCGGCAUUCUCGUUCACCCCAGGACCUAGCAGAAUACUUGAGCUCAUGCAUAACCUUAAAAUGGUCUUCGGAAGUGCCAGGAAUCCCGCUGUCUGCGACAGUGUUGUCUGGGAUCCCUUGGAGUCCGCUGUGGCUCGGUGGGCAUUGGCAUCAUCUCGUAUUCCUGCUCUGUCGUUUGUGUGCCAAGGCCCUGCAGAGCUGGAGAGUCCAGGGCAAAGGGAGGGCCUGGGUCCCUGCCCCGCCACCACACCCACCCCACAUGCAGCGCCCAGAGGGAGCAGAGGGUGGGUCUGGGAGGCUGCGGGCCGUGGGGUUUUUCUUGAUUUGGGAAGUGCGGGUUCUGAGUGUGAGACCUGGGCUUCACUGGAGGGUGAUUUAUUUUGAAGCCACACCUGUUGCUGGGCUAAGACUACUUCCUGAUAUGAAAGUCUGUGGCUGUGUUUGCUGAGAAGUCACACAUUUGAAGGGAAGCGUUUUAUGGUUCCAUCUGUGGCGGGUGCCUCUGGAGCGCUGUUGGAGCUCUGAUUUCUCCUGAAUGUGCUGGACCCAUCCUGUGGGAGUCCUGAUUGUCACCUGGGACUUAGGGUGACCUGGAGCAGCAGGUCCUCUUCUGGGGCAGGCUUGGAGCAGCUCAAGGGAGGUGGGAGGGCCCCAGGGCUGGCCCCUGGCUCUAGGCCCCCCAUCCUCCGCUCCACAGCUCCUGACCUGCUCUGCAGUGGGGGAGGGACAGGAAAGUCCAUCCUAUGGGUUCUUUGAAGCUGGACAGUUCUGAGAGGCAGCUUCUGGCUCGUAAAAGAAAGAAAACCCGUUGCCACGCCUUUGGCAGCCUGGGGCACUCAGGUUCCUGGACACAUCAGGUAGGAAGGAAGGGGCAGGACCCUCAGACUGGGCAGUGGUGGGUCAGGUGUCCCCGCAUAGUGUUGACACCCUGGGACCUGCCGAAAGGCAUGGCCCACCUAGAAGGAAGUGGCUUCUAGGAGAGUGUCCCCCAGAAACACCACAGACGGGACGGGGCUUCCAGAGACCCUGGCUUCUACCGACCUUCUGCGUUGGCUUCCUCAACCUCUGCAGGUUUCGGGGUAUGAGGAGCUGCAGGGAGCAUCAUUCAGAGCACCCCGUUGGCCACCUAGGAUCAGGAGGGCCUCUGUUCACCCGGGUGUCUCCAUCUGGUCGUGUGGCUGGCCAUCCUGUCAGAGCUGUGGGCAGCCACACUUCUUUUACCCAGAUAAACCGCUGCACCUGCCCGGCGACCUUCAUGCACAGUCUUACAUUAGCACAUUUUUAACAGGCAUUUAAAAACCAGCCACACAGAGUCCCGUUUCCUGCCCCCACGCUCUUUCGCUCCUUGGCCACACUCACAAAUGUGAGCUGCACUUGGAAAUUGCCGGUACUUCCAUUUGUGAAGCGACACUGAGCGGAACCUGGCAGGCACCCCUGCUCCGCUGCAGCAGAGGCUGGGGUGGCCCGAGUGCAAAGAGGGAAGCCUGUGCCUGCUGGGAGUCCCCGAGUGGCCACUAUCCCGGCAUCUGGGAUGGCCUCUAGGGUGUGACCUUCGGCUGAGGCCAGAGCCUCUCUCCCCGCGAGCCCUCGCUCCUCUCCAGGGCCGCGUGUCCCCUUUUGUUUUCAGCCGUUGAGCUUCUGCCCAGGGACAGCCCUACCCCAAAGGUCCUGUGUGCCCCGAGUAAGCCACUGGCUCUUGGAGGUGCCAAGAUACCCUUCCUUUUAAGUCUGAGGGGAGCGGUGGCCCGGCAGGGGCUCUGCCCUCACGGAGCCUCCCCUCUGCAGAGAGGGGCAUGGAGUGGCAUUGCUGGGUGGCCACCUUAGAUCGGGCGGCAGGAGGUGAGGCUCAGCCGAGUGAGACGUGGGGCCCAGGCAGGUGGCUCGCUUUGUCUUUCCGGGACAGCAGCAUGGGCUCUGUCCCCGUCAGUGGCCUCACGUUUCUCAGGAAUCACUUUACAUGUGGUUAACACCUCCAUCUUGGAGGCCUUUCCUGGCUGUCCUGACCCUGUUUAUUCUCCUCUCCCGUGUCCCUGCAGAACAUACUCUCAGGCAAGGUGCGGAGAUGCUGCUGUGUGUAGGGCCUCUCUGCCCUGCCCUUAACAACGGCCUGUGCAGGCCUUGUAGUACCCUUCGGCAUCUGUGCCAACAGCUGCCCUGCCUGGGGGAUCCUGGAGGGACAGAGGUGGACGCCUCCACACUGUGCACGGAGGCCCAGCGGGCAGCUUGAGGGUGAAGCUGUUCACCUGCUGGAGGUGGCGCUAAGAGAAGGGGCGCUCGCCAGGCAGGGGGCUGGGCUGGGCGGGGUCCUCAGGGCAGGCUCCGGGGUGGCUGACCAGCAGUGGCACGGUGGCCCCUUUCUGACCUCUGGGGCAGAGGCCAGGGAGCUGACACAGCAGAUGUGAAGAAGGGUGGUGUGUUCAUGUUUCACCGCCGUGAUUGUGGUGGUGUGUCUCUGCCGGUGUCACUGGGCUUCUCUUGGUCCCGAGUGUUGGGGCAGUGUCCACAUCCUUCCUUCUCCGGUGUCUUCAUCUGCAGAAUGGGCCCUUCCUGGGCUCGGCUUCCACGGGGGCUUCCCAUGGAGAUCUGUCAUGAAGCACGGAAGCUUCCAGGCUGUCUCCGUGGUACCCUGACCUUCAGUGAGGAAUCUGUUCCUUAGAGCCUCACACUCUCCUGCUCACCAGGGCACCAGCUUUUCCAAGAGCUGCCAGGUGGGUUCCAGAACAGCCUAUCCAUGUCCUCAGUGCUUCAGCACAGGCCCCCAUCUGUGAUCAUGGGCUGGGAGUUCGGCCAACAGUGUACCCUCUGCCCACGGCGCCUUAGCUGUGCACGCCCUCAGGGGUGUCCUUGUGGCCCCUGCCCACCGCCGCCCUGGCCCAGAUCUCAUUAGUCCCACACCCUUGCCCAGAAAAUGAGGCCGGGCCGAGGACGGGGACACUUGGCUGGAAGUGUCAGAGCCAGGCUCUGGCCCCUCAGAAUGGCGAUCAGUCUUGUCUGCUAAUGGUGGUGCCUCGUCUCAGACCUGGGCAAGCAAGGCGUGGGUGAUGUGAGAGGAUCCUCAUCUGUUUCUAAUUAGCUUUCUAUCUCUGCCUUCAUAAAAGCUUCUCUUUUCUCUCUUCCUCCUAAUUAUUUUUAAAAUCUCAAGAAAAAUACAUCCUUCCACUUACAAUUCCGCAGAGAACCAAAUUGCUGUUCUGUUUCUAAAGCGUGUUAUUGUGGCCUCUGGUACUAAGCCAAGGUUUCUGUAAAUCCCAGGAAAAUUUUCUCUCACAUCACAGAAAUUUAGGGUUCCCCCAAGGAGACACCACAGGACGAAAUGCUGGCUUCUAACAAGCCACGUGGAUACCCUGUAGUGGGUGUCCAUGGACCAUGGCUCCUCCUUGGGUCUUGGGGUGAGUACGGGCCGGCGUCACUUCAGGCGGUGCUGGCGUGGUUGGGAGGGUCCCUUGGGACCUGGAGCGACAAGGGGGCGGCCGCCACCCUGCUGGACUCUCACCUGGGGCCUCCAUAUCUGGGGCCUUUGGGGGAAGAGGCCAGCCUGUAGGUGCCAGGUCUCAGGAAGACAGUGCUUUCAUGGCACCAGGCAACCCAGGCACCCUCCGACACUGGCUUUCCCAGACUCCUCAGUUGCCCUGGGCAUGCCAGCGGCAGAACCUGCUGGUGGCCCUGCUGGGGGCUCGUGCACUGGUAAGGAGCAAGGGCGGGUUCUGAUGGGGUCUGAGUUGGAGACCUCUCCUUCUAAGAGUGGACCAGCCCGCUGCUGCCCCUUCCUCCUUCCCCUGGGCCUGGGUCACUGUCUCACCAGGCCCUCGGAGAACACCAACUUUUGCUUUUUUUCAGCAAGGAGACCCCUUGCCCAGCCUCGUUUCUAGUCCGUGGGUUGUGGGGAACCAGAAGGCUCCCUCUGUGGAUAUGAGGCUCCCAGUGUGGGAUGUCUGUGUGCCUGCCAGCAGGGCAGCAAGGAGCCUGGUUUUGCCAACAGUUGAAGCGUGUUUCAUCAUGUCCCAGGAUGCCCCAUGGACGUACCUCACAGGGUCCCCGGGGCCGCCUGCCUCCUGGAGCCGGGGCCUGCCACAGUUUGCUUCCGUCUGCGAGGAGCCCGGCUGGCUGUGGCCACACUCCCUCUGGGCGCCUGGCACUGCUGGGGUGAGUUCUGGGGGUGGCGCCUUCUGUAGGCCUCCUCAUUCUUGCCUCUAACAUGUGACCUGGGCAUGCUGUACACUCUGCUGGACUGAGUUCCUAGAGUGCAUCGGGUCUCGGCAGUGCCUGUCUCACCUGCGCAAUUCUUGGUUUUUUGUUUUUUAUGGGGUGGGCCAGCUGAGCUUAGUCUUCUCAUUAGCACCACCCUCAUGACCCUGCCUCAGGAGCGUGGGGUGAAGCCCAGCCUGGGCAAUGUGGCGAGACCCUGUAUCUACAAAAAACAAGCAAAACAUCUAGAAUGUCCACCUGAAACCUUAGCGCCACAUCGAGUGUGGGCGUGUGUGCCUGCAGGCAGUGGCGACUGCUGCUCCAGCCCCUCUCAGGCCGCCGUCUCUGUGUGGACCCCAGUGCCCUGGCCUCAUUGUCUUGCACGCAGGAAGCUGGGCUUUCUUGGUGGCAGCUGACUGGAUAGGGCUUCUGUGCCUCCUUCUCAGGUUCAAAGUGUGAGUCCCCAUCCCAGCAAAGACAAAGCCAUUUGCACAAGGCAGUGUUAAGGGGAAGGGAAGGCAGGGCUCAGGCCCCAGGUGGAAGAUGUGCCCUUGGGGAGGCUGCAGGUGAGAACACAAUGGCAGGGGGGCCUGGACCUUCGACCUUGCAGGCUGCAGGUGCAGAGCCAGAGGCCACAGGCCACGCAGCAGAGCCACGGAGAAGCAGUACUCCCAGGAGUGAGGGCCCGGCCUGAUAGGGAUUUGAUAGAGGCACUGUGGCCACAGUGUAGGGAUUGCUGGAGGGCAGAGAGGUGAGGUCAGCGGCCGGUUUGGGCAUUAUGUACCACGAUGAAGGGUGACAGGGGCUUCAUGCUUCUGGAAACGUCCUGCAUGUUUACUGGGUAACAAGCAGACCCUGUUCCAGACCUGUUAUUUGUACCACUUGCUUAAUACUCGUAUCAACACUCUGAGACCCAAGCAUUGUCCUGUCCUCCGCUUUUCAUCAUGACGAAACUGGAACAUAUAAAACUGGCCUGAGAUCUGACAGCUGGAGAGGGAGGGAGUCUGGUUUCAUUGCUCAUCUGGCUCCAGAGUCCACUGUCACGCGCACCAUGUGAUACUGCUGCAUGAGAGCCGCCACGGGGCGCUCGCAGACAUCCCGGACACGCGGCCCGCAGAGGGGCUCCCAGUGAAUGGGACCCCCCCCCAACCUCUGUCUUUCAGCUGAACUUCACCAAAAUGAAUUGCCCAGCUUACAGAAGUGGCAGCGUGGCAUGGAGUUAGGGAAUAAAUCAAAGCAUUGUGGGUGGAAGUGGGGAGCAGUGUCAUUUGGCUCCUGAGUCUCCAGCAUGAAGUUUCCCUUGGAUCCAGGGCUCCAGAGUUGGCUGUCAGAUGCCCUUGACAAAGCACACCUCGCGGUGUCACUUCUCUCUUCCUCUCCUGUCCUGCCCCCACAGGGCCCCGUUUCCCACUCGCAGGCUGUGGUCUGGGGACUGCGGCUCAUCCUCCUGUGGGCUCCGGGCCGAGAAGUUCCUUUUUUCUUUCCUCUUCAUUCAUCUUUUUAAAGAACCAGUUUUUGGUUUUGUUAGUUCUGUUUAUAUCCCUUUUCUGUUUCAGUAAGUUCUGCUCUUUAUUACUUCCUUUCACUUUUAUUGAGCUUAAUUUCUGUUGUUUUUGAAGCCUCUGAAAUGGAACUCGAAUAUCAGGAUGUUAAGGCCAUUUUCUUCUGUGCAUGGCUUCAGCUGAAAUUUAACGUGCGCAGUUUUAGUUACUCAGUUUCCCUUUGGCGUACAGGUGAUUUGCAAGUGUUUCUAUUGGUGACUCAGUUUCCCUUUGGUGUACAGGUGAUUUGUAACUGUUUCUAUUGGUGACUCAGUUUCCCUUUGGCGUACAGGUGAUUUGCAAGUGUUUCUAUUGGUGACUCAGUUUCCCUUUGGUGUACAGGUGAUUUGUAACUGUUUCUAUUGGUGACUCAGUUUCCCUUUGGCGUACAGGUGAUUUGUAAGUGUUUUUAUUGGUUACUCAGUUUCCCUUUGGCGUACAGGUGAUUUGUAACUGUUUCUAUUGGUGACUCAGUUUCCCUUUGGCGUACAGGUGAUUUGUGUUUUUAUUGGUUACUCAGUUUCCCUUUGGCGUACAGGUGAUUUGUAAGUAUGUUUUUUGGUUACUCAGUUUCCCUUUGGCAUACAGGUGAUUUGUAAGUGUUUUUAUUUGUCACUUAGUUUCCCUUUGGCGUACAGGUGAUUUGUAAGUGUUUUUAUUGGUUACUCAGUUUCCCUUUGGCGUACAGGUGAUUUGUAAGUAUGUUUUUUGGUUGCUGUUGUUUUGUUUUGCUUUGUUUUUUUUAGAUGGGGAUUUGCUCUGUCACUCAGGCUAGAGUGCAAUGGUGUGAUGUCAGCUCACUGCAAUGUCCGCCUCCCAGGCUCAAGUUAUCCUCCCACCUCAGCCACCUGUGUAGCUGCGAUCACAGUGCCACCACGCCCGGAUUUUUUUGUAUUUUUGGUAGAGACAGGGUUUCACCAUAUUGCCCAGGCUGGUCUUGAAUUCCUGAGCUCAGGUGAUCUGCCUAUCUCAGCCUGCAAAAGGGCUGGGGAUUACAGGUGUGAGCCACCACGCCUGGCCAAGUGUCUUUUAAGGUUUUCCUAUUUCAUUUUUGUUGUUGAUUUUUAGUUUAAUUGUAUUGUAUUUUGAAAACUGGAGUGGUACGCUGUCAAAGUCAAGAAUCAACACCUUUAUUAGAGUCGACUUUACAUUAACCAACCUUUCUCGGGUUGUUAUUUGCAAGGUACAUAUUUUUCCAAAUGUUUUCUUUUCAUACUUUGCAUAGCUGUAUGUUUUAGAUAUUUCCUUGUGAAUAGCAUGUGUUUGGGUUAAUUCUUUAAUUUUCUAUUCUUCCGUGCAGUCUGGUAGUCUUUGCUUCGGAGUGGAGCCUUGAGUUUGCAUAGAACGCGGUUGCCUGCCGUGUCUGGGUGCCCUCUGCCAACUUCACUGUGCACUUAGUCCUUUGCCCUGUCUCUUCCGUAGCGUUGUUUCACAUACUUCAACUAUGACUUGUCAGCAUUCACUUCCAUAUGUCUUUCUCUCGGUGAUCAUUCUCAGUCUUCCCUUUGAGAUCAGUUGUGAGAAUGUCUUCCAGCGACAGAUCAGUUUUUGGUGGCCAAUGACUCCGAAGGGUGUCCGUGCCGGUUAUAGGAUUCUAGUGUGCCAGUUGUCAUCUUUGAGUAUUUUCAAGCAGUCCUUCUGCACUUUGAAAGGCAUCCUUGUUUUCUGGUUUAUGUGUUUCUGUUGAGAAAUCACCAGCCAUCCUAACUGCUGUUCUUUGUAGGUAAUAAACCCUCCUACCACCGUGGCUGUUUUUGUUUCCAGCAAUUUUACUCGGUGUCUUCGAGCCGCUUGGGGUAGUUCUCUGCCAGUGACCUUUCAGAUGUUCCUGUGACCCGUUGACUGUCUCCUCCCCUGUCUUCCCCGCACGUUCUGUCUCUGUGCCUUCUCUGGCUUCCUCCCUUGACCUUUGAGAUCAUUCUGGAAAUUUCCUUCUGGCCCAUCUUCCUACUCACAAAUUCAUUCUAGCCGUGUCUAAUCUGUUAAAUGAUGGAAAAUAAAUGAUGUUAUUUCACUUCUUGCAUUUUUCAGUUCUAGAAUUCUCUUUUCAAGUUUCCAGUUCAUCUUCUCUCUCUCUUUUUUUUUUUUGGAGACAGAGUCUUGCUCUGUCUCCCACGCUGGGGUGCAGUGGCACAGUCUCAGCUCACUGCCAUCUCCCCCUCCCGGGUUCAAGUGAUUCUCCUGCCUCAGCUUCCCGAGUAGCUGGGAUUACAGGCACGCCACCAUGCCUGGCUAAUUUUUGUGCUUUUAGUAGAGAUGGGGUUUUACCAGGUUGGCCAGGCUGGUAUCGAACUCCUGACCUCAGGUGAUCCACCUGCCUUGGCCUCCCAAAGUGCUGGGAUUACAGGUGUGAGCCACUGCGGCUGGCCUCCACUUCAUCUUUUUAAACAUAGAAAUUCUUUAUUUAAAAUCUAUUUCCAAAACUACCACAGGAUCUGAAAUUGCAUUCACCUCUUUUACUGUGACUAAAACACUAUUACUUUUCCUCCUUUGAAGCUUUUGUUUGCACAAAUAAGGAACAAAGUCUCUUUCCCAUCGUUCUGUCACCUGGAGCCCCGAGGGCCUUGUUCCUGCUGUUUGUGGUUUCUGUGCUGUUCUGUUCUUGUCUUUUCCUCUACCCGAUAGGUGAAUGUGUGAGUGUUGGUGCUGAAGCUGUAUUUACAAGAUCUGCUGAGACAGUUUGAGGCCUAGGAUGAUGACAUCCUGCUCCAUGGAAGACUGAGGUUUGUUGUGCCUGGUGCUUGGGGGCCCUGGCAGUGAGGCAUCCCUUGAGUUCUAUCGGAAGGACUGAGGAGUCAUUAGAAGCAGAGCCGCAAUUGUUGAGGGUCCAUUUAUUGUGGGGUCUCUUUUUCCCUGGGGUUGCUUCCGGAUCCCAGCCCAUACUUCCUUCUUUCUCUCUUGCCCUCAGUAUCUGCAAUAGGUGAUCAGAAGCCCUAAAGAUUCAUAGAUGGCUGGGGCCCUGCAGAUACCAACAGGGGAAAACCAGCCCCAAAUGCCAUCCUGGCCUCGGCCUUUGUCUGGUCCUAUAAUUCUUCACUGUUUUGUUAACUUAGUAGUUUUAUCAAGAAGAUGUGUUUACAUUUGUCCAGCUGCUGUGAUUCUUCUCUGUGCUGAGACUGGGCCACAUGGCCUGUUUCACAUUUCUUUUGGUACUUGCAUUUUUUAAGCAGUUAUGUUUAUUACAUUUCAAUAUUCAGAGAAUUUUUUUGGUCAAAACAAAAUUCGUCUGUAAGGUGAUUAGCAGUAUAUAUGGAAAAUUAGGCAAUUUGAAAUGAAAUUAUUAACUAAGAUAAUCAUCAAAGGGGUUAUAUGAAUGCGGAUGUUGUUUACCCAGAGUUAUUUGUCUACAUGGAGCUUUUAGAGUUUUAACAGCAAGUGUGAGAGAGUUGAUGUUUCUGUUGAGGGACAUCGGAAAAUACCUAGGUUUUUCUGCCUUCCUAGGCUGUCCCCCGAAGGCUUUUGGGCUCCUGGAGCUGACUGGCAGUGUAGCUGCGCUUGGCACAGAUGGAAUGGGGAAACCAGUAUUAUCAGCGUGUUGAGGUCAAACUGUUUUCAGAUCUUCUUGCUUGGGUAGAGAUUUGGAAGCUGACUAUAUCUGAUAUCUGAAGGACGACAGACAGGUCAGUGUUUCCGUGAAUUAUGUUUCCCCAUAGGGAGUCUGAUUUACUCAUGCAGGCAUCCACCCAUCCAUCUCUCCUGCUGCUCAACUAAUCGUUGAUUCAGGGUCAUGGACACAAAACCCGACAAGGUUCUCCCCCUCUUAGGACCUCUCUGUCUGGUGGCGGAGACAGAACAGUGUCAGUGCCAUGAUCUGAGGAAGCCGGUGUUGGCAGGGAGCCUUCUGGAUGGCCACCACCUUCCAUGAGAGGAGGAAGAUGUGGCUGGGGUGAGGUCCUGGCCUUCUGGGAGGGGCCGGCACCCGCCUCGGCGCUGGGUCAGUGCUCCGGGUGGCAGCCUGGCCCCACCCAGCCUGUCCUUUCCCACAUGUGUUGUUCUGAGUCUCUUUUCUCUGCAAAGGAUUUUAUCGAAAAAGCAAUCCUAAUUUCUCCUUAGUCAAAACUGUUAAAAAAGAAAGAUCCCACACAUAAAGCCAAACCUCGGCAGAAGGAAAUCUGGGAAUCCAUUCUUGGAUUGGUUUCUCUCCUGCCUUAGAAGAGAAAGAAGCCUCCUGGAAGGGGCCCCGCUGAACUGGUUUGCUUUCUGUUUUCUUCCGUGACCUGCUUUUUGUGGCUCUGCGUCUCUCAGAGUCUGUUUCAAACUCUGAAACGCAGCUGGAACACACUUGAGAUGCUCCACACAGACUCCAAAGUGCUGGCGUGGACCAUGCAGAACAGAUGCUGUUUGCAUUAAAAUAAAAGACAAACAUAAUAUUUGCAUUAAUAGAGAACCUUUGCAAGAGUAUUUGCAUAGAGUGGCUUAUCCUUUUCCAAGAGCUGGUUACUCUUAACUAAUUUCUGAGUGUGGAAAGGAUAAGCAAUCUUUUCCUGAUGAUUUCUCACAAAGAGUUGCUUUUGCCGGAGUGUGUAGCUGUUUUCAAAGGGGGCUCUCCCAUACGCAAAUGUGAUGUCAAGUGGAGCCCGUGAAGAAUAGCCAUGUGCAUGGCAAUGAUUGCUCUCAGUCAUACUCUGGUCGCUUUUUGUGUUUCCAAGUAGGAUUGCUGAGCUCAUACCCUGCUUUUAGUGGUACUGAACUCUGUUUCAGCAGAGUUUUGCAGAGUUACUCAAACUACACCAUAUUCCACCCCUCUUCCUCCUGAUAAUGAGAAGAAGCCAAGACCGUGGUGUAUUGGUGUGUCGAGUGCUUUGGUACCUGUGCAAACGAUUUCAGGGACAGCUGUACUUAAUUCUUAUUUCAUUAAUGAAGGCUGUGUAAGAAUAAAGAUAAAGGAAUCAGAGCGACGGAAAAAUGAUGGUCUCUCAAAGAGAAGUAGAGCCCAGAAUGCGUGUCAUAAACCCUGAAUAGCUACGUAAACUCUGCUCUGAGUUUCCUAGCUGUCAGAGGAAGAAGGGAAGCCCUUUAUUGUUAAGGUUUAUGUUGUUCUUAAGAGGAAACCAACCAAGUGUUUUAAACAGUGACUUUGACACACACACCACACACAGACACACAGACACACCACACAGACUCACACAACAGACACACACACACCACAACCACACACACACCACACCCACACACACACCACACCCACACACCACACACAGACACACACACCACACAGACACACACACACCACACCCACACCACACAUACCACACAGACACACACACCACAGACACACUACACCCACACCACACAGACACACCACACACACACCACACACACCAUACACACACCACACCACACACACCAUACACACACCCACACACACCACAGACACACACCACACACAGACACACACACCACACAGACAUGCACACACCACACAGACAUGCACACAUCACACCCACACACCACACCCACACACACCACACAGACACACACCACACAGACACACACCACACAGACACACACCACAACCACACACACACACCACAGACACACACCCCACACACACCACAGACACACCCAUACACCACACCCACACCACACACAGACACCACACACAGACACCACACACAGACACACACACCACACAGACACCACACACACACCAGACACACACACCACACACACACACCACACACACACCCAUACACACACCACACCCACAC
This is a messenger RNA of Callithrix jacchus (white-tufted-ear marmoset), 23258 nucleotides long. NCBI's taxonomy places the organism in Eukaryota, Metazoa, Chordata, Mammalia, Primates, Cebidae. The record is from RefSeq and is a predicted model, not a curated record.